Capra hircus (goat) is the source of this 1858-nucleotide messenger RNA. RefSeq names its product family with sequence similarity 181 member B (gene FAM181B). Bases 151 to 1416 code for a protein of 421 amino acids. The transcript has a single exon. NCBI's taxonomy places the organism in Eukaryota, Metazoa, Chordata, Mammalia, Artiodactyla, Bovidae. The record is from RefSeq and is a predicted model, not a curated record.
AAGACCUAAUGAGCUCCCCCGGGAGGCCGAGCAGCGAGCCGGCCCCGAACGAGGAAGCUACCCCGCGCGCACCGCGCCAGGGCGGCAGCCGGGCCUGGGCGGCGGGCGGGAAGCGGCCGGCGGCGCCCCGGCCGCCCCGGAGCGGAGGCGAUGGCAGUCCAGGCGGCGCUCCUCAGCACGCACCCCUUCGUCCCCUUCGGCUUCGGGGGCUCCCCGGACGGGCUGGGAGGCGCCUUCGGAGCCCUGGACAAGGGCUGCUGUUUCGAGGAUGAGGAGACCGGGACGCCGGCGGGCUCGCUGCUGGCGGGCGCCGAGAGCGGGGACGCGCGCGAGGCCACCCGCGACCUGCUCAGCUUCAUCGACUCCGCGUCUAGCAACAUCAAGCUGGCCCUGGACAAGCCCGGCAAAUCGAAGCGGAAGGUGAACCACCGCAAGUACCUGCAGAAGCAGAUCAAGCGCUGCAGCGGCCUCAUGGGCGCCGCGCCCCCGGGCCCGCCCUCCCCGGGCGCCGCCGACAUGCCUGCCAAGCGCCCGCUCGCCGGCGCCCAGACGGUCCCGGUCCCGGCCCACGGCAAGGCGGCUCCCCGGCGGGAGGCGUCGCAGGCCGCAGCUGCCGCCAGCCUGCAGAGCCGGAGCCUGGCCGCGCUCUUCGACUCGCUGCGCCACGUCCCCGGGGGCGCCGAUCCGGCCAGGGCUGCGGAGGCGGCGCCCGCGGCCGGGCUCGUGGGAGGGGACACGGCCUGCUCCGCGGGCGGCCCGGCGGUCCCUGGCUCCAGGAAGGUCCCGCUGCGGGCUCGCAACCUGCCGCCGUCCUUCUUCACCGAGCCGUCCCGGGCGGGCGGCGGCGGCGGCGGGUGCGGCCCGUCGGGGCCCGGCGUGAGCCUGGGUGACUUGGAGAAGGGCUCAGAGGCCGCCGAGUUCUUCGAGCUUCUGGGGCCCGACUACGGCGCGGGCACCGAGGCGGGUGCCCUACUUGCCGCGGAGCCUCUCGAUGUGUUCCCCGCCGGGGCCGCCGUCCUGCGGGGACCCCCGGAGCUGGAGCCCGGCCUCUUUGAGUCCCAGCCCGCGAUGGUGGGGAGCCUACUGUACCCCGAGCCCUGGAGCGCCCCGGGCGGCCCCGCGACCAAGAAGCCGCCCCUGCCCGCGCCCGGCGGUGGCUUGACCUUGAACGAGCCCUUGCGCUCCGUUUACCCCGCCGCCGCGGACUCUCCCGGAGGGGACGACGGGCCCGGCCUCUUGGCCUCGUUCGCUCCCUUCUUCUCAGACUGCGCUCUGCCCCCGGCGCCGCCGCCGCCGCCCCAACAGGUGUCCUACGACUACAGCGCGGGCUACAGCCGCACGGCGUUCCCCGGCCUUUGGAGACCCGACGGGGCUUGGGAAGGGGCGCCCGGCGAGGAGGGGGCGCCCCGGGACUGACUGCGCUGCAUCCUUCUUCCACAGCAGACACUGCGCUUGGGGCUCCCCGCUCUGGGUCUCUCCCGAGCCUUAAGAACGACCGUCAAAUGCACGUGGAGUUGAAACGGGAUUUUAAAAAUUCGAUUAAUAAAAGAAACUUCAGAAAAAGAGAUGAAAAGGAGUUGGGGGUUGUUUUAACCACAGCCUCAUGUUUAAAAAAAAAAAAAAGCUGGUGAUAGGUUCUUACCGAAUCAAUCGAGCCAAGAAACCAAGACGGGAUGGGGGAAUGGGGUGGGGAUGGCAGAAGGGGCAGGAGGUGGCUUCUGCAGCCCCCUUUCUCUUUGUCAACUUUUCAUCAAAAGGUUAGUGUGUUUAGUGUAAUAGCCCCUUCCCAACAGUGCUCUGGGCUCUCCCCUUCCCUCCCCUUUGAGCGCGUUGUGAAUUAAAGUCUGUAUUGAAAAGA